AUGAAGAAAGGAAAAUGUUCAUGGAGAACUCAUGGAGGAGACCUCAACGGACAUGUAAGCAAAAGAUCAGAUGGGUACCAAAGAGUUCAUGGUGGUAAAGGGUAUGUCCAGAGGAACACAGAGGGAGAGAGAAUCCUAGAAUGUGCCGAAAGCCUCAACAUGGCAGUUGUCAAUACCUUCUACCAAAAGAGAGAUGAACAUCUCAUCACAUACAAGAGUGGGCAACAUGCCACACAGAUUGACUACGUGAUGAUAAGAAGAGCGGACCUGAAGAGUGUCAGGAAUUGUAAGAUCAUUCCAGGAGAGGCAGUUGUGGCACAGCAUAGACUCCUAUACUUUCAGGAAAAAGUGAGAGAAAAGCAAGUACCAAAAACAGAGACAGUGCAAGAAGACUGGCAGUCCACAAAAAGUGCCCUACUGGAAACAGCAGAAGAGGUAUGUGGUACCACUAAAGGGAGACGGUACCAAGGAAGGGAGACAUGGUGGUGGAGUACAGAAGUGCAAGAAGCUAUUAGAAGGAAAAAGGUAGCCUCUAAGGCAUGGCAGAGUGAUAGAGAUGAAAACCUAAGAGAAACAUAUAAAGAGGCCAAGAGAAAAGCUAAAAGAGCAGUGGCCAAGGCCAAGGAGGAGGCUUGGAGGGAGUGGUACGAGAAGAUGGAAACCAAUGAAGGAGAGAGGAUAAUAUACAAAGUGGCAAAGCAAAGAGUGCAAAGUAGGCAGGAUGUGGGAGAGGAUUACCCAACGGUUAAAGCCCCCUUUCCUAAUAUAAACGAGAAGGAAGUAGAAGAAACAAUGAAGAAAAUAAAGAGCGGGAGGGCAACAGGGUGCUCUGGACUACCAGUGGACCUGCUAAAACACCUAGGCAAGGAGGGAAUCCAGAUGGUCACGUCACUCCUUCAGAAAGUAUGA
This is a messenger RNA of Penaeus indicus, 909 nucleotides long. RefSeq lists its product as uncharacterized. The record is from RefSeq and is a predicted model, not a curated record. Gene Ontology annotation, biological process: chromatin remodeling. Gene Ontology annotation, cellular component: nucleus. Bases 1 to 909 code for a protein of 302 amino acids. NCBI's taxonomy places the organism in Eukaryota, Metazoa, Arthropoda, Malacostraca, Decapoda, Penaeidae. The transcript is spliced from 3 exons.